Messenger RNA from Danio aesculapii, 1566 nucleotides. RefSeq names its product G protein-coupled receptor 151 (gene gpr151). Gene Ontology annotation, cellular component: membrane. Lineage: Eukaryota; Metazoa; Chordata; Actinopteri; Cypriniformes; Danionidae. Bases 79 to 1332 code for a protein of 417 amino acids. Gene Ontology annotation, biological process: G protein-coupled receptor signaling pathway. Gene Ontology annotation, molecular function: G protein-coupled receptor activity. The transcript has a single exon. The record is from RefSeq and is a predicted model, not a curated record.
GAAGGAGCCGUUGCAGAGCGCGCGGAGUUUACUCGCGGUUUACAGGGAGUUUCUCUGUCAGCAGUCCGUCAGCUGGAGAUGGAUAAGCCAGCAUCAGUUAACAUCAGCUCGGGGAACAGCUCCGUGGACAGACGCUCGUUCCUGGAGAGAAGCGGAUACCAGCACCUGGACCCCGGAGAGCUGCGGGUGCUGAUCCCUGUGCUACUGGGGGUCAUCUGUGUUCUGGGCUUCAGCGGGAACUUGACGGCCAUUGGUGUCCUGAUCACCAACGCACGCAAGAGUAAACUUUCCCUAAUCAACGCGCUCAUCUUGAACCUGAUGAUGGCCGACGGUCUGGUGCUGGCGUUCACAGUGCCCUUCAGAGCGGCAGCGUACUCGCGGGCCAGCUGGACCCUGGGGCUGUUCAUCUGCAAGACCUGCGACUGGUUCCUGCACUCCUGCAUGGCCGCCAAGAGCUUCACCGUCGCCAUCAUGGCUAAAGCCUGCUACAGGUAUGUCAGCAACCCUACCAAACAGGUGAGCAUCCGCAUGAAGACCGUCCUGGUGGUGCUGAUGCUGGCAUGGCUGUUAGCCUGUGUGUUGCCCCUUCCGCAUUGGCUCUUCUCCAAACUCCAGAAGGAACCCAAUGGGAUGGUGUGUGUUCAGGUGGUGCCACUCCAUGCCCGUAAUUUCAUGUCAAUAUAUGUAAAGGCGUACCCGCUCCUAGCCUUCUGUACGCCGCUAAGCGUCGCUCUUCUUUACUUCUGGAAGGCGUACGGGAGAUGCCAGAGGAGGUCUAGUAAGACGCAGAACCUGCGGACGCAGAUCCGAUCUCGAAAGUUAACACUAAUGCUGUUUAGCUUGACCGUAGCCAUGGCUAGCAUGUGGCUCCCGCAGUGGGUGUCGUGGGUGUGGAUGCGGCAUGCGGUGGAGACAGGCGGAGGGUUCCCUCCAGUGCUCUUCAGUCUGUCAGCACAGAUAUUAAUGUUCUCCAUCUCUCUAAUCAACCCGCUCAUCGUCCUGGCUCUCUCCGAGGAGUUCCGCGAGGGCUACAUCGAUUUAUGGCGGAGGCUCACUCUUCGCAAACCACCGAAGAAUAAGCCAGGACCGCACACCCCGACUGCCCCCAAAUCGCCCACUCCACGCCCCGAGACGGCCGACCUGCCUCCACAGCGGACAGAGCAGCCGGAGACCCCGCCGGACACCGCACCGCAGGACAGUCCCAACAAUAAAGAUGGAAUGGUUCUGCAGGACGUGGAGCAGUUCUGGCAGGAGCGGGAGACGGGCUCUCAGAACCAUGAGAACGACCCCGUCCCAUGGGAACACCAGGAGCCCAAAGGUGGAACACAGUAAGACUGUGGGAAUCAUUUCAGCAACAACACAACAGAGCAGACCUCAGCAGAACUCUGAACACUCGCACUGCGGCUACUAUCACGGACACUUUUGUAUUGUUUGUAUUAGGGCUGGGCGAUAUGACAAAAACUGCAUGAUCACGAUAACGAUAUACAUCACGAUAAUGAUAACGAUAUAUAUGACAAUAACGAUAUACAUGACGAUUUAUUGAAUUCAGUAAAUUCAAUCAAUGAG